AUGGACUCCGAGUACCUUCUUCCAAUACCCAUGCACCGGCCAUUCCUUGUAGAUGAUGUUCGAUACGACACACCCUUGCCGUUUCGUCGCGAUCUCAGACAGUCAAACCAGCUCAUGCUUGAGGAUGCAACACCGUCCAAGCCCUUUCGAUUAUCAGUACUCGAGCGUUUACCUCUAGAGAUUCGCCUGGAGAUUUAUGUCUUCCUCGGCGUUGAGUCUUUUGUUCAAUGUAUGGGAUAUGACAAACAACGUUCACCAAACCCACACGUUCUCUUGAAAUGGAUAAGUUACCGUUAUCCCAUGCCCUACGAAUUCUCAACACUGGAGAUCAAUAUACUUUGCCUCAAUCGCAACAUCCGCGCCGAGGUACUCGAUGUCUUGUUCCGCCGACACACGACGGAGUUUGACUUCGACUUGAGUAACAAGAAGAUUUACUACAACAAUUGGGAGGCGCUAAAGCCAGGCCAUGAGUUCACACCGGGUAUCUGGGAGCGCAUGUGCAUGGCGUCUUCAUCGUUCGAAUUUAUUCGACGCGUACGCCUCGUCGAGUUAUUUCGUGCUCGUUACGCAAGAGAGAAGCCUCAUCCUCCUCACAUCUCCAAGAAACAGCUGAAGCGACCAAUCAUUAAGCGAGCCGAAUCGAUCAGAUUUCUUGCUAGAUACUGCCCACUGCUGGUGUCUUUGCACAUUGAUGUCGGGCACCAAAGUUCUUUCCACAAAUACGCACCACCCAAGCUUCACGAACCCGUGGUGUUUGCCUUGAAGGAAUUGGCCCGGAGUUGUGAAACACUUGAGACUCUAGGUAUUGUCGGGGCAGCCGAAUGGAAGGGUUUAGAUGAGGAUGGUAAUGUGGAUAAGUUCAAAGACGGAUGGGUACACCGAGAUAUAGAGCUAGAUCUCAAAGUGGUCUCAAUCUGUCUUCGAGACGAUGCGACCGAGGCAUGGAGUCGAACAACUAUACGGGAGUACAUUGAACAUGGUCCGACAAUUCGCUUCCUUUCUCCUGAAGAAUGGACGAAGAGAGGAUUAGAUGUUAUUACAAUAGAUCCUGAUAAUUCGGGGUGGUAA
This is a messenger RNA of Alternaria atra, 1068 nucleotides long. RefSeq lists its product as uncharacterized. NCBI's taxonomy places the organism in Eukaryota, Fungi, Ascomycota, Dothideomycetes, Pleosporales, Pleosporaceae. The record is from RefSeq and is a predicted model, not a curated record. The coding region runs from base 1 to 1068 and encodes 355 amino acids. The transcript has 2 exons.